AUGGAAAAUUUGGAGGAUAAUUCUGAUGAAGGCUUAAGAGAAACAAAUAAACAAAUAUUUGAAAUUAAGAAAAAGAUACAAUUAUCAGAGGGCCAAAGGAAAGCAUUAUUUGAAUCAUGUGAUGCUGAACGUAAAGCGAAUGCUGAUAAAAUAUUACGUUUAAAACGAGAAAUUGCUGAAUUAAUAAGUAAAUUAAAACAAGCGCGCGGUACAGUUGAUUUGAAGGAAUUACCACAAAAAUUAUCUGGAAGUUUACCACCAAUAGUUGCCGAUAAACCUUAUGAUCAUGCACAAGAAAUUGUUGAUCUAAAAGUCAUUGAUUUGCGGAAAAAAUAUGAUUUGAUUAAAUACAAAUCAAAACAGAAAGAGCGUCAAAUGAAACAAUUAGCAAAAGUAUAUCAAGAACUGCAACAAAAACAUACACAAAUUAAAAAUUCAGCACCCGAAGAUAAUCCACUAAUUAAGAAAAAAAUUGAUUUGGAAAAUGAAAUACAUCGAAUUAAUUUACAAGCAAGUGAAGCUAUUCAUAUUAAACGUAAAUAUCGUAGCAUAAAAGAUAAUUUAAUAUCAGAUAGUGUGCGAUUUGAGAAUGCGUUAAAAAAGUUAGAGACGGCAAUUAAAGUACAAGAAAAAGAAAUUAAACGUUUACAAAAAAUCAGCAAUGACGCAACAAAAAUGAGAGACGAAAUCUUCAACAUAUUAGAAAAUGAACAAAAAGCAGCAUUAGAUGCGAGUAAAGACAGAGAUGAGCAAUUAAAUGAAAGUCGGCGUAAAGUUGAGGUACGCCGUAUGGAAUUACAUCGUUUAGAACGGCAAAUUAUUAUGGAUGCAAUGAAAUCUGGACCAACUGUGCGACAAAGUAGCGAACCAAACUCUGAUGAAUCCGAGCCAGAAGAAGACACAUUGGAAAAGGACAAUGUGACUAUGGAAGAAGCCUUUACUACUUUAAAGGAAGCGACUGGUGCAAUGAGUAUACCAGAAGUGUUUGAGCGCUUUCAAGCACAACGAAAAACAUUCAUGCGCUUAAAACAAUUACGAAGUACAACUGAAGAUAAAAAAGAAUUAGUUGAAAAACAAAAGCAGAAAAUGAUAUGUGAAUUGGAAAUGUACAAAAUUUCAUCAGAUAAAGAUCAAGACGAGAUCAUCGCCCAAAUUGCUAAAUAUGAAGAUGAAAUCGAAGCAGAAAGAGAACAUGAACAAGGUGUUGAAGAAUUAUUAAAUAAACAUCAAGAUGCAUUUGCUAUAAUAGCAGAAGUAUUACAUAAUUUAUGUGUAUCAUUACGUUGUACUCUAAUGCCGCAAUUUGGUGAAUAUGAUGAAAACGUUGAUGAAACUCCAGAAAUGAAAGAGAUUGAAAAUGAACCACCUGGACAACCAGAAUAUAUACAAGAAUUAAUAAAAAUGAUAUUGGAACGUUUGCAUAUUAUGUUGUAUGUACACACAACCGAUAUUAUCGAUCAUGAUAGCGCUGUGGAUGAUUUAGAACAACCUCCAAAAUUGGCUUACGAAGCAGUUAAUUUUGAAGAACCAAGUACAAGUCGUACAGAUGAGGAAGUUGCUGUAUAUCCACCAUCGUACACAACUUUAACAGCACGAUCACCAGCUUCACAAAUGACAACGCAUGGACCAGUGGCUCAACCUCUAACUGGUUCAGAAGAUGAGGAUGAUGUGCCUUCUCGUGGCUACUUAAAACGUCAAGCACAAUUAAUUGUCGACGCAAAAUCACGUCGUAAAACAUUCAGGUGAAAAAAUGUAUACAAACGAGAAAAUCAGUAUUUAGA
Molecule: messenger RNA, 1781 nt
Organism: Chrysoperla carnea
Lineage: Eukaryota; Metazoa; Arthropoda; Insecta; Neuroptera; Chrysopidae
Gene: CCDC151
Exons: 10
Coding region: 1-1746 (581 amino acids)
Biological process (GO): cilium movement; outer dynein arm assembly
Cellular component (GO): cilium
Source: RefSeq, a predicted model, not a curated record